AGCUCCUUUUGCGAAAUUAGGACUUUAGGAUUGUGGCCAUGGCGAAGCCUCAUGCCACGCUGAUUUUCUCCCGGCACGGGGAGUCGCAGUGGAAUGUGGACAAUCGAUUCACCGGGUGGGUUGACGUGGACCUCUCCGCAAAAGGCUUGGGCGAAGCCAAGUCUGCUGGCACCUUGCUAAAAUCCGAGGGCAUCAAGCUAGACGUGGCAUUCACCUCCUACCUCAAGCGUGCCAUCAAGACCUGCGACUUGGCGCUGGAGUCGGCGGAUCAGCUGCACGUGCCAGUGACCAAAUCCUGGCGCCUGAACGAGCGGAUGUACGGGGGCCUCACCGGCCUGGACAAGAAGGAGACCGUGAAGAAGCACGGUGCGGACCAGGUGCAGGUUUGGCGUCGCAGCUUUGACAUUCCGCCGCCAGAGAUUGAGGCAGGCAGCGAGUACGAUCCCGCCAAGGAGCGCAAGUAUGCUGCGCUUGACAAGAAGGACAUCCCAAAGACAGAGUGCCUUAAGGACACGAUUGCACGGGUGAUGCCGUUCUGGGAGGAAGCGAUUGUCCCAGAGUUGAAGAGCGGCAAGACGGUCUUUGUGGCGGCCCACGGCAAUUCCAUCCGAGCAAUCCUCAAAUUUCUGGAAGGCAUCUCUGACAACGACAUUACAGGCCUGGAGAUUCCCACCGGGCGGCCGCUCAUGUACAAGCUGGAUGCGGACCUGAAGCCCAUCAAGAGCCCGGAUGCCAUUGCACCCCUGAGCUUCGGGAAGUACAUGGGAAAUCUCGAGGAGAUCAAGGCGGCAGCAGAGGCUGUGAAGAACCAGACGAAGGUUGCAGCGCCCGCCGGAGGCGCCAAGAUCAUGGCCAUCAAGGCCCGUGAGAUCUUCGACUCCCGGGGCAACCCCACGGUGGAGGUGGACCUUUGCACCGACACGGCCCUCUUCCGUGCCGCGGUGCCCUCGGGGGCAUCCACGGGCAUCUACGAGGCCCUGGAGCUCCGCGACGGCGACAAGAACCGGCUACUGGGCAAAGGUGUGCUGAAAGCAGUGGCCAACGUGAACGACAUCCUUGCACCAAAGCUCAUUGGCAUGGACGUGACAGACCAAUCAAAGAUUGACAAGCUGAUGGUGGAAGAGAUCGAUGGCUCCAAGAACGAGUGGGGCUGGAGCAAGUCCAAAGUCGGGGCGAACGCCAUCCUGGCGGUCUCCAUGGCCGUGUGCCGAGCGGGAGCGGCCGCCAGCGGCAUGCCGCUCUAUAUGUACAUCGCCAAGAUCUCUGGGAAGCCGGUGGACAAGUUCGUGAUGCCGGUGCCCUCAUUCAACGUCAUCAACGGCGGCAGUCACGCGGGCAACCGCCUGGCCUGCCAGGAGUUCAUGAUCCUACCGGUGGGCGCGGCCAACUUCAAGGAGGCCAUGAUCAUCGGGGCGGAGGUGUACCACAACCUGAAGAGCGUCAUCAAGAAGAAGUACGGCCAGGAUGCGUGCAACGUGGGCGACGAGGGAGGCUUUGCUCCGAAUGUGCAGGACAACAACGAGGCCUUGGAUGUGCUCAUGGAAGCCAUUUCCAAGUCUGGGCACAGCGACAAGGUGAAGAUCGGAACCGACGUGGCCGCCUCGGAGUUUUACAAGCCGGAGGAGAAGACCUACGACUUGGACUUCAAGAACGCCAGCAGCCCUGCGGAAAUGAAGAAGUCGGCAAAGGAGCUGGCAGAGUACUACAAGUCAUGGCUCGACAAGUAUCCUUUCGUCUCCAUCGAGGAUCCCUUUGACCAGGACGACUGGGACGCCUACAAGCACUUCAUGGGCGAGGUCGGGCAGCGUGUCCAGAUUGUGGGCGAUGACCUCCUGGUCACCAACCCCACUCGUGUCAAGAAGGUGAAUCAGAUUGGCUCUAUCACAGAGGCCAUCGAGGCAGCCACUAUGUCGCAGAAUGCUGGGUGGGGUGUCAUGGUCUCCCACCGAUCAGGUGAGACUGAGGAUUCCUUCAUCGCGGAUUUGGUGGUAGGUCUCAGGACGGGACAAAUCAAGACAGGAGCACCAUGCCGCUCGGAACGCCUGUCCAAGUACAAUCAGCUGCUUCGUAUCGAGGAGGAACUGGGGCCGUUGGCUUCCUAUGCUGGAGUCAACUUCAGAAGUCCAAAGUGAAGCUGGGGGGGCGGCGUUUUGCGGGCUGGCUUCUUCUCACAUCUAGCUCUGCAAAAGCAGACAACUCUGCAACAAUAUUGCGUGCAAAGG
Effrenium voratum is the source of this 2222-nucleotide messenger RNA. The record is from the annotation of a GenBank genome assembly. NCBI's taxonomy places the organism in Eukaryota, Dinophyceae, Suessiales, Symbiodiniaceae.